UUUGUAUUACACAUAUACAUAUAUAAAAUAUUUGUUUUUUUUCAUGCGUAAUAUUCUUUACUUUCUGUUGCAGCUGUAAGAAUAUUGUAAUUAAAUACAUUAUAAAACUCCACACUUCCGAAAUAAUAUUGGAAUCAUAUAACUCAGAGACGUACAUGCUAAAUGAUCAGCUCGCGCGAUCUUUUUACCUGCUGAUCCGCAUCAGCCCGCGUGCGAUCAUUCCAUUAUGCUAAACCGCGUUUUAGGGCAUUGCGAAAGCUGUCGCACCGGGAGUGCCGUAUUUUCGCAAGUGCAAUCAAUCAAGGACUGAGAGGAGGAGGAGAGUCAGGAAGAGCAUGAACGAUGCAAAAUCGAGCGGAAGGUGAGUCUACAAAUCUUUCGGAUGCCUGUCGAAUUACUGUCGAGAAGAAUUACAUUUGAUCAUUUAAUUGGCGCGGAUAUCGUGUAGUAAAAGAAACGCGAGCGAGUAACGCGAUCAAGUACUUUAUAUCGAGUGUAUUUUUUGCAUCGUAUCAGGCAUACGCAAUUGUACAAUUAUGAUAUUUAAUAAAAGAAUUUGUUCCAUUGUUGCAUAUACUUUUUACAUUUUUGCACCUGUACGCUCAGGCAUUCGAGAGACAAAGAGAAAGAAUUUUUGAUAUGCGAAUGUAGAAAACAUUUUUCAUUUCUCCGUAACUCAGUGAUAACAUCGUUAAAUCAGCCCUUCAUUUCGUCGUGAAUCGCUGAAUUUAAAGUCGCAAGCUACACGUUUUCCGUUAAUAGCGCUAAUUGUCGCCGACAAUUGUGCGGAGGGAUAAAUAAAUCAGCAGGUAAGUUCGCCACAGGUGGUAGUGCUUGAUCGUGCAGGGUGGUCCGUCGAUUCCUCGCAUUGUGGUAUCGAAAAUCGCAACCGCGGCAGCUUGAUCCGAGAUAAACCAGAGAGGGGUAGGGGGAAAAAGCCGUAAUAUCAUCAUUAUAUUAUGUCACAGAUGCGCGCAUCGAGGGAUCUCGAGACUAACGUUUUUAUAUUGUGGUUACGGCGCCAUUGUGCAUCCCUCCGUCCACAAAAGGUCCCAGGAGGACCCCCGCGGAGAAAAGACCUACGACAUAGUGGGGUUGCUGAUUGGCCGGUUCCCCUGUCAACAGCUAUGGUAAAUCUGUACGUACUUCCUGCAUAUCUUCCCUUUCCGACCUCUAGUCGUCACCUGCCAACUCUGCAACGAAACGUUUUCGUCAAGUCUGGUUGCGGAUUUACAAGUUAUUUAAUGAAAGUUCUUUCGUAAAUUAAUUAUUACAAGCUAUUAAUUUAUUAGGACGAUCCGGUGUGAAUGUUGCUGCGCUUUUAAUGCGAUUGAAAAUGUCAAGAUUUUAAUCGAAUUUGCAUAAAUAGCCAUGUUAUGUUGUUGAAAUCAGGCAUGCAAAAAUUAUUUGGUUCAUUUUCAAAGAAGGUUUACAUAAAUUAGUAGCGGUGGUGGUGCGCAAUGCGAAGAAACCGGAUUGGAUAAAUUAUCUCUGCAAUCGGCGAGGGAAGAUACUAGCGAAUCAUGCUGGAACCACUGAUAGUUCUGACAGUGCUGAAUUGUAUUUUCAUGUUCAGUUCUACCGUCACAACCUGCGCAUUAUGGUGGCAACAUCAGAAGCAUCGUUGUUGCGCAAAAGUGGAUGUUACCCAACAGAAAUCUGGUUCUAAGAGAUCGAAAAGUUAUACUUUUGGAGCCGUCAAGAAAUCAAGAAAACCAAAGAUCAACGGUCACGUAGAGAUCAAGUCUGUGAACGAUAGUCCCAAGCAGAAAGAUGAAAGAAGCCCGAAGAGAAGGUCCAAGAAAAAGUUGCCAUAUCUGGCAGAAUAUCAAAAGAGAAGAGAAGAGAAGAUGUUAACGUCGUCGGGCGGACUGGAAGCAAGGAGGCUCGAAGAGAAGACAAAGCUGUCGGAAGCUUCGCAGACAGUAAACGACACGAAAUCGACAAUCGUGAUGGAAUUCUCGACGGUCCAGAAGGUCGUGCAAAUCGUCGAUAAUGAUUCUGAGAUUAAUCCACCGCGAGUAUCUCUCAAGGAUGUCAUCAGUCGGAAGAACACGGCGAAGAACAAGAAAUGCAAUGAUAAUGUUGAGCAGAGUUUCGUGACCAACGGCAACAGUUUCAUGGUCACCGGCAAAAAUUCCUGAUAAACAAUUACGAAACGACAGAUUAAUAAAAUCGGACGAUGCAAACUUGUCGCACGCAUGUAAAAUGUCAAAUUCUACAAUUAUAGUAUAAUUUUAAAAUAAUGUGUAAAGAAGCAAUGUGUGUAAUGCUCGACGUAUUCCGCUCGUCUUGCAUCCAUUUUAAUGCACAAGUGCAAAUGUGAGCAAACAGCUGCUCCCAACAAACACUAUACGAUACCUCAGAGGCAACACGCGCUUCCGCUCAAUAAACAAUUGUUCAACAAUCG
This is a messenger RNA of Ooceraea biroi (clonal raider ant), 2410 nucleotides long. RefSeq lists its product as uncharacterized. The record is from RefSeq and is a predicted model, not a curated record. Lineage: Eukaryota; Metazoa; Arthropoda; Insecta; Hymenoptera; Formicidae.